Molecule: messenger RNA, 2489 nt
Organism: Folsomia candida
Lineage: Eukaryota; Metazoa; Arthropoda; Collembola; Entomobryomorpha; Isotomidae
Product: Bardet-Biedl syndrome 7 protein homolog
Exons: 14
Coding region: 87-2279 (730 amino acids)
Biological process (GO): intracellular transport; intracellular protein localization; cilium assembly
Cellular component (GO): ciliary basal body; neuron projection; BBSome
Molecular function (GO): protein binding
Source: RefSeq, a predicted model, not a curated record
UCUGUGCAGUAUGUUUUGGUAAUGGGAAGCUGUUUUAAUUAGAAAAUUUUUCUCAGUACAACCGACAAGCUUUAUAAAAUUAUAAAAUGGAGUUGAACUUAUCGAGAGUUGAUUACCUUCAUGGUGGGUCAUCAUUUCCAAAUUGCAUCAAGAUACUCCCCACAUUUAGCGAGGACAAGGCACAGCAUCGGUUGGUGGUGGCCAACAGGGAAGGGAAUGUGCAAGUAGUCGGUUGGGGCAAAUCAGAGGUUAUCACGAUAUGCAGGUUCAAUUUAGGCACCCUCAUCUCCGCCCUCAGUUUGGGGGGAGCGGUGGGAACAGCCAAAGACAAAAUAUUCUUGGCUUCAGGGAACAUGAUUCGUGGUUUUACGAAAAAGGGCAAACUAUUUCUAGAGUUUGACACCAACUUGGCCGAAUCCAUUCAAAAUAUGUUUGUUACUGGAAGUCAUCUCCUCGUUUGUGGAAAAAAUGUGUAUAAUCAAUAUGAAGAUUGUCAAGAUACAGGAUUCUACGUGUCUGAUGACGAAAUUACUGCCGUGCUGGCAUUACAAGUAGACAAGGUGGGGAAACUUGUUCCGGUCAUUUCAUGUCGAGACCGAACGCUAAAAGUCAUGGAUAAAGCAAAAGUCCGAUAUCUUUUCCACCUGGACGGGAUUCCCACAGCUCUCGGUCUUUUUAACGGGGAUGGUGGUGACAUUGGUUCUGACGUCUUGGUCGGCAGUUCGGACGGAUGUCUGUGCCUCGUGUCGAUUGGGGACGAGAGUGCAAUCCUUCGAUGGACUCACGACACAGAGACAUCGGCAGGAGUGACGUGUGUCGAUUUUUAUGACGUGACUGCAAAUGGGGGAAAAGAAUUAUUGGUUGGGUUUGAUGAUGGCACAGUCCAAGUUUACGGGAUUGAUGGUGACGAUUACCAACUUGUUCCUCCAAGAUUGCUAUUUUCACAGACCUGUAAUGAAAGUGUGACUGGCAUUACCGGUGGCAUCUUUGGUGCGGACAACUUUGAAGAAGUGUUGGUGGUUACAUACUCUGGCUGGGUAUACGGACUCACUACAGAAACAAUAGAUAAAAAGAUUCGGGUUGACGAUGGGACGUUUUCCAUUUCGGUAGAUACAAGGCAAAAAUUGGAGAAACUCAGAACUGAAAUUGAUGACCUGCAAGAACGCGUAAUUCAAGAAAGGGACAAGUACCAGACAGCUACACAAACAGCUUCGUCAGGUUUCUCAGUGGUUCCAUUCUUCAAAGUUAAUGAUAAAAUGGUACUUAAUCGAGAGGAUGCCUCAUAUUUGCUAACAAUUGAGGUGGAGUCUCCCAUCGAUACAAUUCUUAUUCAGAGCGAUGUUCCUAUAGAUUUGUUGGACGUUGAGCGUAAUUCUGCCGUGGUUUCAUACAGCGAAUGCGAACCUGACAGUGGAAACUUUCUACUUGUGACAUUCCGCUGCCAAGCAAACACGACGCGGAUUGAAGUGCGGCUGCGAACCAUAGAAGGACAACACGGUACUGUGAGAGCUUAUGUGACUCCGAGGAUUCUACCAAAGUGUUGCCAAGUGCGGACAUUCUCUGUGAAAUCAUUGUCGCUGCAUGUCAGAUCACAUGGAUUUGAUGUUAACAGACCAUAUAAUACCUUAAAAAUUAAUGGCACCUUCAGUGCAGUGGAAAUGCACUCCUGGUUGUCCAAUUGUAUUCCGGAAAUGCCGGCCAGAGCACCGUCUUCAGGGGAAGCAGCUAUCACAUUCCUGUCCACAUUUUUUGAUACCAUUUUGCAUUGCACUUUUAGCAAGGGAACUGCAGAGUUCAAGUCUGAUAACGUUUCAACUAUUUCCAUCUUGAAAGACUGGAUCACAAAAGAAGCAACCAAUAAAAAAAUUAACCUGGACAUUGAUUGCGAAUUUAAUGAUGAAAGUGUACUGCACACGCUUCAACUAAUAAGACCCAAAUUGGAUGGAUAUCUCUCGUUAACAAAACAGGUAGCCUUGAUCGAAGCUUUGAAGGAAAUUCAAGCCCAUGAUCCCGAUUUCGAAAAAAUAUUAUCUUCGGAAUACAAGUACAUUCUUAAUAACGCAGAUAAGCUUAAAGCUAUGCAUAAGAGGCAACCAAACUACUUGGAUAGAUUAUUUGGGAUGAUUACUGACUUGUACAUUGAUAAACACAAGUACAAUGGCAUAAAUGUGAAGUCGAGAGUUCCACAACUUAUGGAAGUUUUAGAUAAGCAGAAUUUUGACGCCUUGGUCGAUUUCUUUCAGGCACCAAUUUAUGAAACUCGUGGAAGUUAUAUUUAGUCAUUAGACGCUUAGCACUUCUGCGAUGGAAAUUAAAAUUCCAUUGAAAAAUCAAUUGGGGAAAUUUUUUAUCAAAAAUGUCAUUGGGGACACUUAAAUACUGAUUAGAUUACUUUUGUUGCCACAAAAUAAAUAUAAUAGUUACAAGGGAACCUUAAGUACUGUCACAUCUCGAUUUCCUUUCGAAUCGUCUUAAUUGAUAGAUAAUUU